Messenger RNA from Carassius auratus (goldfish), 1477 nucleotides. RefSeq lists its product as uncharacterized. NCBI's taxonomy places the organism in Eukaryota, Metazoa, Chordata, Actinopteri, Cypriniformes, Cyprinidae. The record is from RefSeq and is a predicted model, not a curated record. The transcript has 9 exons. Bases 1 to 1467 code for a protein of 488 amino acids. Gene Ontology annotation, biological process: cell-matrix adhesion.
AUGUCACAAUCAACAACUGCACAAACAAUAACAGCACCUGAGACAACAACAACCUCUCUACCAAUACCAACAACAACACCUGCAACGACAACAUCUGCACCAACAACAUCUGCACUAACAACACUUACAACAACACCCACUACAACAUCUUCACUGACGGCACCUUCAACAACACUAGCAGCCCUCCCCUAUGAUCCCUGCUAUAACUACACUGUGCUGGAUGAUUUACGGAGAGCCACCGACAAUCAAUUACAAUCAUCAUAUUAUGCUCGAUACACCUCUAAAUUACUGUGUGACACUUAUGUCAGCUGGAGCGGCUGGUACCGUCUCUUCAUUCGGGGUCAGAGUGUUCAGAUGCCUGACACAUGUGUUGAUCAGUUAAGCUGUGGAACUCAUGCCCCCCUGUGGCUGAACGGUCAACACCCAAGAAUUGAGGAUGGGGUGGUGACCCGAAGUGUCUGCGGUCACUGGUGGGAUAACUGCUGUGGUUUCCAGUCGAAUCCUAUUAAAGUGAAAGCCUGCCCAGGAGGGUAUUAUGUCUAUGAGUUUGUCAGGCCAGUUAACUGCUUUUUGGCAUACUGUGCAGAUGUAAGGAACAUCAGCAUCAAUAAUCAUACUGUCACUCCAGAGCCGUCCUUGGCAGCACCAGCAAUAUUUUAUCCAUUCGGCUCAGCAGCAGGAGACACAAACAAUACUGCUGUUGAAGAUGGAAGCUCCUCUGUUAUUCAGCUGUUGAAUCCAUUUGCAUUCUUUGGCCGCACAUACCAGCAGAUUUAUGUUAAUAAUAAUGGAUACCUCACAUUUAACCAAGCUUCAAAUGAAUAUGUCCCCUACUCAUUCCCUGCUAGAAGAAGUCAAGAUGUAAUUGCUGGUCUCUGGACUGAUCUUGACAACCGUCAGAGAGGUGUAGUUUCAUAUCAUCAGUACACCAGCGGAAAUGUUCUCACACGUGCCACUCUGGAUAUAAACACACAUUUCCCAAACCUGAACUUCAUUGCCUCUUGGGUGUUUGUUGCAACGUGGGAUAAAGUCGCUUACUAUGCUUUGACCAGUACAGAAACAUCGUUUCAAGUUGUUUUGAUUUCAGGCAGUGAUUUUUCAUUUAUUCUGAUGAAUUAUGGUGACAUUGCUGUGACAGGACAUCCAGUGCAGGCUGGUUAUGACACGAUAAGCUCCACACACUACUUUGUGAUUCCUGAAUCAAUCAAUGGCAGCUUCAUCUCAAACCUCAGGAACUCCAGUAAUGUUAAUGUUCCCGGUCGAUGGGUCUUCAGGGUGGACAGUGGAUCAAUGUCAAACAAUGAGUACAUCACUGGACUUCAAGUAAAACUUACCUCAUUUUCUGACCUAUCAGAUACUGGAAACAUUCAGAUCGUUUUACAGCAAAUAAAACAGGAGCUGGUCAAGUACGGUCUGCCAAACAGCAUCGAGCUGAAAUUAAGAAAACUGCAAAAGAUAAAGCCGUAAUAUCAGUCUG